Dentiscutata erythropus is the source of this 366-nucleotide messenger RNA. The record is from the annotation of a GenBank genome assembly. NCBI's taxonomy places the organism in Eukaryota, Fungi, Glomeromycota, Glomeromycetes, Diversisporales, Gigasporaceae.
UGGUGGAGUACUAUUAAUAAUCUUGCAAGUCUUUUGUUACUAUAUUGUGCAAUUCUAAAUAAAUUACAACAAGACAAAGCUCGUUUAUAUGAGCAGCCACUUCUUUUACUUGCUUUUCUUCUUCAUCCGGAAUAUCGUAUGGAAAUGUUUGAAAAUAAUAUUGAAGGAUUAUAUAUACAACUUAGUGAGUGGAUCUGCUGGUAUUAUUAUGCAUGGUUUCAAACAGAACCAAAAUCAUUGCUUCCUGAACUUGAAAAAUUUCACAAACAACAAAAACCAUUUACUUUACGUGCUACAAACCAAUUUGCAAAUAAUGUUUUAGGUUAUUGGGAUUUUUAUUCUGAUUUAGCAAAAGAAUUAAGUAAG